AUGGACUCAUUGGCAAUUAACGUCUUCGGAACAGCCUUUUCUGUUCUAGUUGAUGCAUAUUUGGCAUCCAUUAUAGCAAGUAAUGUUGGGUCUGGAACUCCUUGGUACAUUGUUGGUGCGAAAUUUCUUGGUGAUGGUUACAUCGAAAUUUUCACCUUCAGCUUUGAUGUUUUAAUCAACUCGCUUUCUCUUGAUUCAUAUAUUACUAAUACUGCCUCUAUAUAUGACCUGAAGGCUAAAAGCCACUCAGCGAUGUUGUUAAAUUUUUGGUAG
Molecule: messenger RNA, 273 nt
Organism: Dentiscutata erythropus
Lineage: Eukaryota; Fungi; Glomeromycota; Glomeromycetes; Diversisporales; Gigasporaceae
Source: the annotation of a GenBank genome assembly